AGGAGGUUUACCACUUUGCCAAAUACAAAAUAAAUACAAAGAUACUUUUACUUUUAUCAAUAUACUACUCAUAUCAUAAUAAUAUUUCCAUCACUAUUGAAAAAAAAAGAAAAACAUCUGUUAUUUUCCGGUGACAAUAGAGUCAAUUACACCUUAAUAUGUCUGUGAAAAACAAUGAUGUUUCACUUCAAGGCUGAAGCUGGUCUGGUCUGGGCUCAGUAAAAUUUGCCUAACCACAAUAUGAACACCAAGACGAUCACGUACCUGAAUUAAUUCACCCACAUUUUUUCAUUUUGAUUUACCUAACAUUGAUUCAAUGGCCGCCAACUGCCUCCCGCCGGCCCAGGUAACGGAAAGCGGUCGACCUGUUCUCCUUCCGGACGAAAUCGAGUCCUACCUUCUCUCCUCAGUCGACCUUGAAUGCGAAGAACUCCCCAAUUUCCCAAUCCUCAAGUCAGGUCUCCUCUCUCUCACAACUCACCGUCUUCUAUGGCUCCCGGAAUCCAUUGCCGCUGCCGCUUCGCCCUCAGCCAUCCCUCUUGCCGCCAUCACGCACAUAUUCUCUCCCAAGAAAUCACUCCGCGCCAUGUGGUCCUCACCGAGAGUCCGCUUCCAGGUCUCGGUCUCAUCCGAUGGCCGGGUCAUCGGUUUGGGUUCAAGUUCUGGUGCGGGUUCGAGAUCGGUGGUGGUUACCUUAGUAGUGCGUGGGAAGGGAGAUAUCGACGCGUUUCUGGCUAAGUUCUGGGAGAGCUGGAGAGGUAGGGCGUGGGAGAGUCAGAGUGCCGUUUCGAGCUCUGGUUCUGGUCCAGUCUCCAAUUCUCAGCCUGGUCCGAGUUCUAGCGGGUUGUAUUCUAGUGAAGGGACGGUGAGAAUGGUGGGUGUGUCGGGAAUACUGAGGAAAGAGCAGGAGAUGUGGGAGAGUACUGAUAAGAGCUUGCAGGAUGCUUUUCAGGAUUUGAAUGCCCUUAUGAGUAAGGCCAAAGAGAUGGUGAUGCUAGCAGAGAAGAUGAGACAGAAACUCUUAUCUGGCUCAAACUCUCAAACUGGUGCAUCAAAUGAUGAGGAAAUGGGCUCCAAACAAGAGAUGCAAGAUUGGAUGUUGAGUAUUGGUAUUAUUUCUCCUGUUACUAAAGAGUCUGCCGGUGCUUUGUACCACCAACAAUUAGCUCGUCAGUUGGCAGAUUUUGUCAAAAUUCCUCUUGAGAAAAGUGGAGGAAUGAUUAAUCUUAUCGAUAUCUACUGUCUUUUCAAUCGUGCCAGAGGAACAGAACUGAUCUCACCAGAGGAUUUGCUGCAAGCAUGCUCUCUAUGGGAGAAGUUUGACGUACCAGUAAUGCUUCGCAAGUUUGAUAGUGGAGUCAGGGUCAUCCAGAAUAAGUCCCAUAGUGAUGAGGAGGUUUUUGCUAGAAUCAAGACCCUUGUGACAAAACCUGAUGCUCUACGAAUUGGGAUAAGUGCCAGUGAUGCUGCAAUGACCUUAGGUAUUGCACCAGCCAUGGCUAAGGAGCAUCUUCUUACUGCUGAAAGUAGAGGUAUCCUGUGCAGAGAUGUGAGCCCUGAUGGCUUCCGAUUUUAUAUAAACCUCUUCUACGAAUUUGAUCCAAAUGACGUCUACUUAGUGAAGGAUUACGGGGUCUAUGCUACCUGGAUAAAAGCCGUCUCUGCUUCUUGAUGUGAGUUGUUCAAUCCUUGACCCCCUUGAAUAGCUGAAAAAUCCAUUUUUUGAAGACCUUGAACUCAAACCCAGCCAGUUUGGCCUCAUUUAUCCUUCUAUUCCACCUUAAAAUUUUCCAAAAUUCUUACUUGGGGAGUUUUUGUACCUGAGAGGGAUUAAUCCCAUUUUAUACAUCAUGAACUCCAAUGGUAUAGGAUUACACCACAACACAGCUUCAUUUUGGUCCUCUUUGCCUGGGGCUAGUACAUGUCUAUAUGCGGUUCAAUAAACUUGGAUUUUUGUAGUUUUGUUGAUGGGAGAACUCACAGGCCGAAUUAUUAUGUAAUUCUAUUUUAUUUUGUUUUUUUAGUAAGUUGUAACAUAAUAGAAAAGAAAUAAUACCAAUUUUUACAUUGAUUGACUUCAUUGGUACUUGGUGUAUGAUUAAUGCACCAAAUAAAGAAGCAUAAUUAAGGUGUCAAGUGAUGAUUUGUAUCAAAUUUUGUACCUCAAUCUCCAAUCUUAUAGUGAUUGCUUAAACUUUCUCGCUCUUAAUUUGAUUUUUCUUUUGACAUUA
Cannabis sativa is the source of this 2231-nucleotide messenger RNA. RefSeq names its product vacuolar protein sorting-associated protein 36. Gene Ontology annotation, cellular component: ESCRT II complex; late endosome membrane. Gene Ontology annotation, molecular function: phosphatidylinositol-3-phosphate binding; ubiquitin binding. The coding region runs from base 317 to 1672 and encodes 451 amino acids. The record is from RefSeq and is a predicted model, not a curated record. NCBI's taxonomy places the organism in Eukaryota, Viridiplantae, Streptophyta, Magnoliopsida, Rosales, Cannabaceae. Gene Ontology annotation, biological process: protein transport to vacuole involved in ubiquitin-dependent protein catabolic process via the multivesicular body sorting pathway. The transcript has 8 exons.